CAGAUCUCUUCAGUCCAUUCGAAUCUCUCACAGUGAAUGUGAGGAUCGGAUCAAUGUUUGAGGUGCAACAAGUGAAGAUCUUCUAAAUUUUCCUUGAAAAAAAACAACAUAGUCCCAAGAGAGUGUGUGUUGUAAAUUAGACAAGUAGGUGUCAUUAAUUUCUUUUACAUAACUCUCAGAGCGAUGACCCAAUUUGGAUGUCGAUAAGAAAUCACUAAAAUUUCCUGGCCAGAAAAAAAACCAAAUGCACAAUUAACCUGCGCAAAGUCAAGAAAAACUUAUGGAACUAUUUUUCCCAAUAUUUCGAAAGAACCAUUCAAGGGUAUAAGAAGUGUUGAGUGCUUUGCAAAUCAGUGAAAUUUUUUUCUGUUUGCAGUUUCGUAGAAAAGUUUUCAAAAGAAUGUCUCGAUUUCUGGCUGUGCUUGCUGUUGUGAUGUCCCUCCAUCUAUCUCAUAGCUUCCGGAUAUUAGGACUGUUCCCUCACGCUGGUGAGAGUCACUAUCAAAUAUUCCAGCCCAUCAUGAAAGCCCUCGCAGAAGCAGGUCACGAGGUCACAGUACUCAGUCACUUCCCUGAGCGCAGCAACAUUACCGGACUCCGUGUCCUGGUCAUCGAUGAGCACAAAAGCCUGAUGAAUGCAAUGGAUUUGGCGCUCUUCGAAAAUCGUCGACCGUACAAUCACUUUCUCGAAUUCUUCAUGCUGUACGAAUGGGGAGUUGGGAGUUGCCAGAAAACCCUCAAUUCUACUGCCCUGAAGAAUAUUCUGGCAUCUGGGGAGACUUUUGACCUGGUUAUCACGGAAUUCUUCAAUACAGAUUGCAUGCUGGCAAUUGCUCAUAAGCUAAAUGUUCCCUUUAUCGGCCUCAGCAGCUGUACACUGAUGCCCUGGCAUCUCGAUCGUGUCGGAAUGCCCAAUUUUCCCUCCUACAUCCCGGCCCUAUUUAUGGGCUACAGCGAGGAUAUGUCCUUCGCUGAGCGUCUGGGCAAUUGGAUCACUCUGCAAUCCUUCAAACUUGCCUAUCGCUUCUUCAACAAUCGCGCCGCGAAUUCCCUUAUAGAAGAAUACCUCGGACCUGGGAUUCCGGACGUUGGAGAACUAGCCAAACGUACCAGUCUCAUCAUGGUGAACACUCACCAUUCCCUGAGCGGAACUAAACCCCUACCGCCAUCCGUGGUGGAAAUUGGAGGAGUUUAUCUGUUCAGUUCCCACAAAAACACUCUCGACUCCAAGCUAGAUGCCGAACUGAAAAACUUCCUGGACAGUGCAGACAAUGGGGUCAUUUAUAUCAGUUGGGGAUCGAUGAUCAAAGCUGACACUCUCCCAGCUGCCAAGAGAGACGGAAUUCUGCAGGCUCUGGCCAUGCAGCCACAGAAGGUUCUCUGGAAGUGGGAGAAUGACACCAUUCCCAAUAAACCUGACAAUGUAUUCAUCCGGAAAUGGAUGCCACAGCGAGAUGUUCUCUGUCAUCCCAAGGUUCGGGUCUUUAUGGCUCAUGGAGGACUCUUGGGAUCUUCAGAGGCAGCAUAUUGCGGAGUCCCAGUGAUUGCUACUCCAAUGUAUGGGGAUCAGUUCUUCAAUGCAGCUUCCCUGAAACACCGAGGAAUGGGAGUUGUGCUCCCUUACGAAGAAAUCUCCAAAGAAACCGUCCACAGAGCUCUCCAAACAACCUUAGAUCCCAGUUACCUAGCCAAUGCCAAGAGAGUCUCAUACUCCUACAGAAAUCGCCCCAGGAACCCCCUGGAGACGGCUGUCUGGUGGGCUGAACAUGUGAUAAAGACAGGAGGAGCUCCUCUAGCCAGAUCUCACAGUAUCGAUCUUCCCUGGUACAUCUAUCACUCCCUAGACGUAAUCGCCACCCUCCUUCUGGGCCUCCUGAUCUUCCUCAGUGGUUGGAUUUGGUUCAUCCGACGUCUCCUCUUCGGAUUCACCAGCAAAACCCAAGUCCCCACCCAGAAAAUCAAACAAAACUGAACCACCACAAAUUGCAAGUUUAUUUUGUACAAAAAAAUAAUAACCUCGAUGCAUUUUGUGAAUCAUCCUAUCCCUGCGCUUGAGUAGAUAAAAAUUACUUACCAUUCAUACCGAAAUAAAAAAGAAAUUUUAGUAGAUAAAAUCAACAAA
This is a messenger RNA of Phlebotomus papatasi, 2122 nucleotides long. RefSeq names its product UDP-glycosyltransferase UGT5-like. The coding region runs from base 401 to 1972 and encodes 523 amino acids. Lineage: Eukaryota; Metazoa; Arthropoda; Insecta; Diptera; Psychodidae. The transcript is spliced from 4 exons. Gene Ontology annotation, molecular function: UDP-glycosyltransferase activity. The record is from RefSeq and is a predicted model, not a curated record.